Eutrema salsugineum is the source of this 625-nucleotide messenger RNA. RefSeq lists its product as uncharacterized. The transcript has a single exon. The coding region runs from base 149 to 412 and encodes 87 amino acids. The record is from RefSeq and is a predicted model, not a curated record. NCBI's taxonomy places the organism in Eukaryota, Viridiplantae, Streptophyta, Magnoliopsida, Brassicales, Brassicaceae.
GAGAGAGAGAGAGAGAGAGAGAGAGAGAGAGAGAGAGAGAGAGAGAGAGAGAGAGAGAGAGAGAGAGAGAGAGAGAGAGAGAGAGAGAGAGCAAACAGUAAUUGCUUUGAAGUUGCAAUAACAAAGAUUAAAGGAAAAGAGCCUAAAGAUGAUGAAGGGAAGCAAGUCUUACACGGAGUAUUCGUCGUCUUUCUCAACUGACGAAUUCGGUUACGAUCAGAACCGCACAAACUCCUAUAAUUUCAAUGGACCUUGCAUCAACACAGAUCCUGAGAUUAAGAGGAAGAAGAGAGUCGCUUCUUAUAACCUUUUUGCCACCGAGGAAAAGCUCAAGAACAGUCUCAAGAGCAGUUUCAAAUGGAUCAAGAACAAAUUCUCUGGUGAUGAUACUAAUAUCCGGUACAACGUCUAGAUUAGUCCACUUUUAAACUUCUUCUUUUUUUUUUUUUUGAUAAUGAAACUUCUUCUUUUUCUUUCUUUUUAAUUACUCUAAGAUUAUAUCGAAAUUUAACAUGUAAAUUAAUUGUGUGAGAUUAAGCAUGUUUGUGUGUGUGUGUGUGUGUGAAUGUCUCUAAAGAUUUGUAUGGGGUUUGUGUUACUCAAAUGGAAAUGCAGACGUUGUCUA